Prunus avium (sweet cherry) is the source of this 1963-nucleotide messenger RNA. RefSeq lists its product as uncharacterized. Gene Ontology annotation, molecular function: DNA-binding transcription factor activity. NCBI's taxonomy places the organism in Eukaryota, Viridiplantae, Streptophyta, Magnoliopsida, Rosales, Rosaceae. The record is from RefSeq and is a predicted model, not a curated record.
UUAGCUUUAGCUACAAUUGGUCAAGUGCUUUGUACUUCACCUAAAGCAACGUUUUGAUUGGACCGUGACAUACAGUUAAGGAACUUUGGGUGGCUUGGGGAGAAUUCUCUAUGGGAUUUGUACUUUAUCUGGAAUAGAUAAGGUGCUAUGUCCAAGCUCAGUUUUGCUAUUUCAAUGUCCUUUUUUGAGAGCAUUUACAAAGGACAAGGAGAUUGUGUGAUGAGAAAUAGCAGAAAAGAGGGUUGGAGCUAGCAAAAGUCACUAGAGAACAAAUUACACAAACACAGAUUAAAAGCAAAACAGAGGCAUUGCCAUGUCCUUUUAGCCCUCCACACACACACAUCCCCAGUAGCUCUUCUACCCUUCUGUUCUGCCUCUCUCCCUCUCUCUCUCAAUCAAACACACCCAUCUCCAACCUUAAAAACAUAAGCCAAAGCAAAAGCCAAAGCCAAAGCCAAAACUCUCUCUCUCUCUCUCUCUCUCUCUCUCUCUCUCUCUCAGUCAAAAGGCAUUACCCAUUUGUCCAUUUCCAAUAUUGACACAAACCCAAGUAUUUUUUCUCUCUCAAAACCCAUUUCACACACUAAAGUUUCAAGCUUGAUCAUCACUUUUCCUGAAAUGGCUACGCCAAUGCUGCUAAUGGCCUCAGAACAGAGCACAACACAAGACCCCACCAAAACCCUUGUCGGGUUCUACGAGGAAUCCAAACCCGAGUCCACCAAAUCCACCAAAGGCACUAAGAGAUCCGGCAAAGCCUCAAACUCUAAAAAGCAACCACAAAGAGGUCUUGGUGUUGCUCAGCUGGAGCGCCUGAGGCUCCAAGACCGCUGGAAGAAAAUGACGGAACUGCCCCAACUGCAACCCCAACCCCAAGUUGUCAACCUUCCUGAUCAUCAUCAGUACCAGAACUUUCAGCACCAGAACCCCACCAGAACCCUACCCGGCCCGCUUGCCAGUGUUCCAGUACAGUACGGUGCAUCCAGCUACAAUGGACCACUGCUGAUCAAAGGCUCUGGUGGUAAUGGCUUGUUUGGUUUUGUGGGUCAGAGGGUUGGGAAUGGUCAUGGGUUUGGUUAUGUUGGAGGUAAUAAUUUGGUGGUGGACCUAAACCCGAGUCCGUACGCAAUCGGGGCUCCGGAUCCGAGGUUUGAAGUUGGGGCUGUGUUUGAGACCUCGAAAGAGCUCUCUUCAAUACCAAAGGUUCAACCUUUGUCUUCUGAUUGCUGUGAUAUCUGCUGCAAGAAGCAGAAGAAGAGGCUCAAUAGUCGGAAUUACAUGGGCUUAAACGGCAGGAGUGGCAAAUCUGCGGCUUGUAUACCAAUCAACAGUUCUGGUUUUCUCAGAUUGAACCCGGAAGCCGGUGGUGGUCAAGUGGUGGGGACUCACUCGGGCUACCGCAAUGAUGAUCAGGGGGUAGAGGUUAGGGCAGUGCACAGAAAAGGGAGCUCAGCUGGUGGUGGUAUUUUCAUGGAAUAUGAUUUCUUCCCAGCUGCUGGUGGCAAAAGUAGUGAGAUGAGAGGAGGCACUUGUCCCAAGGAGCCAGAGAUGUGGCAAACAGCAGAAGCUUCAGUUUCAGUGGGGAGCCAUGAAGAACCUUCUGAUAUUACUGCUUCUAGUUAUGGCUAUGGGAUUGGGGCUGACAGUUAUCAUAAUCCUGUUGAUUUGUCACUCAAGCUUUCAUUUUAGAAGCAAAUCAAGGUGUCUGUUUUGGUGUUUUUGCUGUGCUCAUCAGUAAUGCAUGUGGGGAAAAGAACCCAAGAUACAGCUUUUUGGUUUCCCUUUUUUUUGUUAGUUAAACUGACAUACAUAUCAUCUCCAAAUUAAUUCCCAUACAAGCUUAGAAUCCAUGUUUAAAGCUAGCUCUGUCUGUGUCCAAAGUUUGUUUCCCUAGUUGUUUGCUUUAAUUCCAUCCAAGUUGCCCUUAUUAAUUUCUCAUGGGAUCUAUGUUAAUUUCUUUUAUUUA